GUUGUCGACGUGUGAUCCGUAGCAGUUGUUAAAGCUGGGGGAGUAACCAUAGCAGAGUUAACACUGUGAGCGGAAGGUUGAGAUUUCUCACACGCAACGUCUAUGUUACACUCAGACAUACAUGUAUCUGACGAAGUAUGAUGCGUAGCAGUCUUUAAAGCUGGGGUAUUAGCGAUAGCAGAGUUAGCACAGUGAGUGGAAGACUGAGAUUUCUCACUCGCGACGAUUCUGCAAUUCGAGCGAAGAUUUUUAACUUCGGUAGUGAGCACAUUGAUCGACUCCGCAAGCCCAUCGGUGCACAGUUUACUCGGCUUCGAGGGAUUCCGUUUUGCUAAUAAGCCGUUUAUUGUCAUCCGCUAAUGCAUUGACUAUAGCAAAAACACGAACAUUCUCAGCUCUAAAGGCCGGUCCACAUCAAGAAUGAUAGAAUGCAAGAUUGCGCCAAUCGAGCUGAGAGCAACUGGCCGUGACGUCAAGAAAUACCAGAAUGAGAGAGCAAAGACGAAUUCAAUAAGAAAAAGAAGAAGAAUCGAACAGCUGGGGCGAAAUUGAAAGCAAGCGGCUCAUCUGGAUGAAAUGAAAAGGCUGUUAGAUGUAAUGCAGCAACGUGCUCCCGAUGUUGAACAUCAGUUCAAAGAAAAGUCAAAUGAGUUGGAAAUGGCGCAGCUUAUCAUACGCCAGUUGUCGGAUAAGGCCAAUGUAAACCAAGGCCGCAAUCGGAUAGAGACCUCGACGCAGACGCAAUUUAUGUACGAGCAACAUAUUAGAAACUUACAAGCUAUGGUGCAACAAUUGACGUAUGAAAGGAAUUUAUGAUGGUCACAAAUAUAUUGGCAAAAACAUAGUAAGUGCAUAUGCAAGUUGGAAAAAUUGACAAUGCUGGCUAAAAAUAAGAGUCUUUUUAAUGAUCGACCGCAAUAGAUUCAAGAAUUGACUUACAUCAUGGUGUAUGCGUUACAAUCUAAAUUAGCCAGCAUGAGCACCGACUUCAAACAGAUACUAGAAGUGCGUAUAAAAAAUCUCAACCAACAAAAAGCGCGUCGGGAUCAAUUCGGGCAGUCGCCAAUUGCUGCUAGCACUGUUCGCUCGAGUACAGCGAAACAGGGCUCCUUGCUGUUAAGCGAAGAGAAUACGGCCGUAAGCAUUGACAUGGCCGCAAGUGAUACAACACCAUUGCUGGGUGCAGUCGGAGGUUGUGGAAUACAGACGCAGCAGCAGAUUGCAUUAUAUGAUGACUCCGAUAGUUACGUGCAACAGCGGGCUGAGACUAUGCAGAACAUUGAAUCGACUAUUGUCGAGCUAGGCGGUAUAUUUCAACAAUCAGCACAUAUGGUUAAGGAGCAAGAGGAGACUGUGGAGCGUAUCGAUACAAGCAUACAAAUAUUGAAGUACUUCCAAACUGAUGAUAAAAAUCUUCGCAGUACUGAUAUUCAUUUUUCAUAUUCUUCGUAGUUUUCCUUAUAUAAUAACGAAUAUGUUUGUGACACGGCAAGAUUUUAACAAGUUCAGAUGCGCGGUCUUAAAGUUGUGGGUUUUUAAAUACAUAAAUAUAUAAUAUCCUAUUCAUAUACAUACAUAUAAAAAACACUAAUGUAAUAAUGAAAUUAAGUCUUAUAUGCCACGUGAAACACGAUAGCUUUUAGAAGCAGUCACGUAGGAUUAGACACUAAUUCUGCCAAUAAUAAAAUUACUUCACUUAGUUUCACUUUUUUUCAAAAUUUUCUAUAAAAAGUAGAGAUGAUCCUGUAUAAUAAAACGAGAACCGAUUUAUGUAAUCAUAAAUAUAUAAAGAAAAGUUUAAAACUAAAUAAAAUAGAAAUUGUUAUUGGCAAUAAGUACA
Molecule: messenger RNA, 1840 nt
Organism: Rhagoletis pomonella (apple maggot)
Lineage: Eukaryota; Metazoa; Arthropoda; Insecta; Diptera; Tephritidae
Product: syntaxin-5-like
Exons: 4
Coding region: 943-1452 (169 amino acids)
Biological process (GO): vesicle fusion; intracellular protein transport; endoplasmic reticulum to Golgi vesicle-mediated transport
Cellular component (GO): Golgi membrane; SNARE complex; endomembrane system
Molecular function (GO): SNAP receptor activity; SNARE binding
Source: RefSeq, a predicted model, not a curated record